AUGCAGUUGAGAAAGAAGGCACGCUGGCUGGCACUGUCAGCCGCCUGGCUCCUGCUUGUCCUCCUGGGAGGCACCCCCCUUCUCCGCUUGGCAGUGCCCCCCAAGCCUCAGCCAGGCCCCCCCCAAGGCUGGCCCCGCUGGCUGGAUGCCGCACUCCUGAAGAGUUUCUCCCAGCCUGAAGAGCUCCCCGAAGAUGCCGUCUCUCAGCCUCCUUCAACCCUCCGUGGGGGCAGUUGCAACUGGGGGACCUGCUUUGACACCUCCAAGUGCAGGAGCGAUGGCCUGAAGGUCUUCGUGUACCCAGCAGCUGGCCCCAUCUCCAAGGUGCAUGGCCAGAUCCUGGCCUCUCUGGAAGGCUCCCACUUCCACACACACAGCCCUACAGAGGCCUGCCUUCUCGUCUUCCUCCUCCUGGGCAAGGAUGCCCUGGCCCCACUGAGCAGCCCACAACCUCCGCACUGGAACAGAGGCCAGAACCACCUGGUUCUCAGUCCAUACCCAGCCCCCUGCCCCUGCGCCUCUUGGCUGGGACGGGCAAUGGUGGCAGAGGCCAGCCCGAUGGUGGACACCUUCAGGCUGGGCUUCGACGUGGCACUCCCGCUUCUCCCUGAAGCCCACCCAUUUCGAGGUGGGAAUCCUGGCCAGCUGCGGCAGUACAGCCCCCACCCCAGGGAAGCCCUGCUAGCCCUGGCAGAAGAGAGAGGCAGAUGGCGCAUGGCUGGUAUCAACACCUCUGACUGUCCCUGGGAUGGGCACUGUGAGUGGGACCUUGGACCUGACCUGAACGAUCCCGGAGAAACGCUGCCCAAUGCCACUUUCUGUCUCAUCCCUGGCCACCGACCUGAAGCCUCACACUUCCUCCAAGCUCUGCAGGCCGGCUGCAUCCCCGUGCUCUUCAGCCCUCGCUGGAAGCUGCCCUUCUCGGAGGUCAUUGACUGGACCAAGGCAGCCAUUGUAGCUGAUGAACGGCUCCCACUUCAGGUCCUAGCCGCCCUGCAGGAGAUGCCCGCUGAGCGGGUUCUUGCCUUACGGCAGCAGACACAGUUUCUAUGGGACGCCUACUUCUCCUCAGUGGAGAAAGUCAUUUACACGACUUUGGAGAUUAUUCAAGACCGGAUUUUUGGUGCAUCUGCUCACCCCGCACUGCUGUGGAACAGCCCCCCAGGGGCACUCCUGGCCCCGCCCACUUUUGCCAUGAAUCCCGGGGACUUCCCCUUCUACCACCUGCAACAGGGCUCCCACUCUGAGGAGAGAUUCAGCGCCCUGAUCUGGGUGGGAGCUCUUGGCCAGACCCCCCUGAAGCUUAUCCAGGCAGUGGCAGGCUCCCAGUACUGUGCCCAGAUUGUGGUUCUUUGGAGCAGUGAGAGGCCACUCCCGCCCAGGUGGCCGGAGUCAGCAGUGCCCUUGACAGUCAUUGAGGGGCGCAGGAAGGCCAGUGAUCGCUUCUUCCCAUACAGAGCCAUCAGCACCAAUGCCAUCCUCAGCCUUGACUCUUACAUCAGUCUCUCCACAAGUGAGGUGGACUUUGCCUUCACCGUGUGGCAGAGCUUUCCAGAGCGGAUGGUGGGCUUUCUGACAUGGAACCACUUGUGGAAUGAGGCCCAGGGUGUCUGGGGCUACACUGCUAAGAUGACCAAUGAAUUCUCCAUGGUUCUCACCACAGCUGCCUUUUACCAUAGAUAUUACCACACUCUCUUCACCCACUCCAUGCCCAAGGCUCUGAGAACCCUGGCAGAUGAGGCACCCAGCUGUGCAGACGUACUGAUGAACUUCCUAGCAGCAGCCGUCACCAAGCUGCCCCCCAUCAAGGUGCCCUAUGUCCGGAGGCACCCGGACACUCCACUGGCUCCCGCGGGUCCCGGGACUGGGCAGGAGCCGCAGCUCCUGGCUGGUGACUGCAUCAACCAGGUGGUGGCAGAGUUCGGCCACAUGCCCCUGGUGUCCUCGCGCCUGCGUCUGGACCCCGUGCUGUUCAAGGAUCCCGUGUCAGUGCAGCGCAAGAAGUACCGCAGCCUGGAGAAGCCCUAG
Molecule: messenger RNA, 2028 nt
Organism: Dipodomys ordii (Ord's kangaroo rat)
Lineage: Eukaryota; Metazoa; Chordata; Mammalia; Rodentia; Heteromyidae
Gene: Extl1
Product: exostosin-like glycosyltransferase 1
Exons: 11
Coding region: 1-2028 (675 amino acids)
Cellular component (GO): membrane
Molecular function (GO): glycosyltransferase activity
Source: RefSeq, a predicted model, not a curated record